Molecule: messenger RNA, 1518 nt
Organism: Cyclopterus lumpus (lumpfish)
Lineage: Eukaryota; Metazoa; Chordata; Actinopteri; Perciformes; Cyclopteridae
Gene: pax7a
Product: paired box 7a
Exons: 9
Coding region: 1-1518 (505 amino acids)
Biological process (GO): anatomical structure development; regulation of transcription by RNA polymerase II
Molecular function (GO): DNA-binding transcription factor activity, RNA polymerase II-specific; RNA polymerase II cis-regulatory region sequence-specific DNA binding
Source: RefSeq, a predicted model, not a curated record
AUGAUGGCUACUUUACCAGGAACGAUGCCUCGGAUGAUGCGCCCUGCGCCGGGCCAGAACUACCCCCGAACCGGCUUCCCCCUGGAAGUAUCCACCCCUCUGGGCCAGGGUAGGGUGAACCAGCUUGGCGGUGUGUUCAUCAACGGGAGGCCCCUGCCCAAUCACAUCCGACACAAGAUAGUGGAGAUGGCCCACCACGGCAUCCGACCCUGCGUAAUCUCGCGACAACUGCGAGUUUCUCACGGUUGUGUCUCCAAGAUUCUCUGCCGAUACCAAGAGACCGGCUCGAUCCGUCCGGGAGCCAUAGGAGGCAGCAAGCCCAGGCAGGUGGCAACUCCUGACGUGGAGAAGCGGAUCGAGGAGUACAAGAGAGAAAACCCCGGUAUGUUCAGCUGGGAGAUCCGGGAUAAGCUGCUGAAGGACGGGGUGUGCGACAGAAGCACAGUUCCUUCAGGUGAGGCUUCAUCUGUGAGCUCCAUCAGCCGCGUAUUGAGGGCCCGAUUUGGCAAAAAGGAUGACGAGGAUGACUGUGAUAAGAAGGAUGAAGAUGGAGAAAAGAAAACAAAGCAUAGCAUCGAUGGCAUCCUCGGUGAUAAAUGUAACCGCACAGACGAAGGUUCAGAUAUAGAUUCAGAGCCCGACUUGCCCCUGAAGAGGAAGCAGAGACGCAGUCGCACCACCUUCACCGCUGAGCAGCUGGAGGAGCUGGAGAAGGCUUUUGAAAGGACACAUUACCCAGAUAUCUACACCAGAGAGGAGCUGGCCCAGAGGACAAAACUCACAGAGGCCAGAGUACAGGUGUGGUUUAGCAACAGGCGCGCUCGGUGGCGUAAACAGGCCGGGGCCAAUCAGCUAGCGGCCUUCAACCACCUGCUUCCUGGAGGAUUCCCUCCCACAGGGAUGCCAAGUUUACCCACAUACCAGCUACAAGAGUCCAGCUACCCCGGCACCACGCUAUCGCAGGAGGGCAGUACAUUGCACAGGCCCCAACCCCUGCCUCCAUCCUCCAUGCACCAGGGAGGUCUGACUGCUGAUGGCAGCUCUGCUUAUGGACUCUCGUCCAAUCGCCACGGCUUCUCCAGCUACUCCGAUACUUUCAUGAGCCCCUCAGCAUCCAGCAACCACAUGAACUCUGUCGGCAACGGGCUCUCCCCACAGGUGAUGAGUAUCCUGAGUAACCCCAGCGUCGUACCCUCCCAGACCCAGCACGACUUUUCCAUUUCCCCCCUGCACGGCGGCCUGGAGAGCUCCAACCCCAUCUCAGCCAGCUGCAGCCAGCGCUCUGACAGCAUCAAGGACAGUCUGGCUUCCUCUCAGUCAUACUGCCCCCCCACUUACAGUGCCACCAGCUACAGCGUGGACCCCGUCACUGCAGGCUACCAAUACAGCCAGUAUGGCCAGACUGCUGUGGACUACCUGGCUAAGAACGUGAGCUUGUCCACCCAGAGGAGGAUGAAACUUGGAGACCACUCGGCCGUGCUGGGACUGCUGCAGGUGGAGACGGGACAGGCCUACUAA